This is a messenger RNA of Rhipicephalus sanguineus (brown dog tick), 1016 nucleotides long. Its product is annotated as epoxide hydrolase 4. Gene Ontology annotation, molecular function: hydrolase activity. The coding region runs from base 97 to 675 and encodes 192 amino acids. NCBI's taxonomy places the organism in Eukaryota, Metazoa, Arthropoda, Arachnida, Ixodida, Ixodidae. The transcript is spliced from 3 exons. The record is from RefSeq and is a predicted model, not a curated record.
CCCAACAACGCAAGGCGGUUGGUUUUCGUCGGGCACGGAUUGGGAGGCUUGAUCGGCUUCUGUUUCGUUACGCUAUACGAAGAUCUGGUGUACCGCAUGAUCGUCAUUAACAGCUACCAUCCUUUGGCCUUCGUAAAGCAGCUCCGACGAAGUCUCGUACAAAUGAUGAUGUCUUGGUACACGGUCGCGUUCCGAGUUCCCUCGUUGCCGGAGCAGUACAUGACCAUCAAGGACUUCUCAUUCUUCGACUACAUACUCUGGGAUUCUUCGACUGAGGAAGAAGUGAAUGCAACAAAAUACGUGUAUUCUCAGCCUGGGGCCUUGACGGGCGUGCUGAGCUACUACCGGGCAUUUAAUAACGACAGCGACCAGUUCAUGAAGCUGAAUUACCACAAAAUCAGGGUGCCUACGCUCAUCAUGUGGAGCGAAAAAGACCGCUAUCUUACGACGCCCAUAGCCGAGUUCAACCGAGAGCACCUGAAGACAUCCUCGGUUGUGUACUACCCAGAAGGUGGCCACUGGUUGAUACGCCAAUGUGCGGACAGCGUGAACAAUCAUAUUAUCGAGUUUGCGUACACCGGAAAUAUCGUUUAUAACGCAAACAUGUCACAAUCGAAAGUUCCCUUGACAGAGUACAGUUGCGCAGAAUCACCAAAGCCGUCCAAAAAGAGCUGAGUAGUACAACUACCGCGCAAGGUACCAUAUGUAACCUCGUCAUGAGUGCAGAGUUUCUCAUACGCAGCGUAGCUCUCAUCUUCACCAAAUCGGGCAGGUGAAUCAAUAUUGCUAAACUUAUAUGUCAUUACAGCCCAUCGGGUACUCGUCAACUUAGAAGAAACUUUCUUGCCACACCUCUCACGACUGUGUAUUUACCACUAUCCUCAAUAUCAGGGAAACGACGCAAUUUUUCUCAUCACGGGAAGUGGUGUAUGUAUAGUUCAUUCAAUCAACGUUACAUUAUUAUUGAGAUAGCAAUUAUAUGAACACUCUCGGCUGAUUUUUGCCGUCGCCGUCAU